AUGGAAAAAUAUUCAAUAAAAACUAAAAAGAUUAAUCAAGAUAAAGAAAUUAAUCAUAAAAAUGAUAAUAAUGAUGAUGAUGAUGAUGAUACAUUAUCAUCUCAUUCAAUACUUUCAAUUGAUCCAAAUCAAUCAUUAGUAAAUAAUAUUGGUCAUAAUUUAUUUCAAUUAGCUAUUAAACAAGCACGUGAAGAACGACGUCAAACUAAAAUUCGACAAAAAAAUAAAAAAUCAUCAACAAUUAUUCAACGACAAACAAGAUUAAUUAAAAAAAAAUCAAUAACAAACAAUGAUAUUGAUCGUUUAUUUGAAGAAAAAUGUUUACGACCAUCAACAAUUAAAAAUGAUCUUAUGGAACUUUAUGAAAAAUCUACAAAUCGUAUACGUUCAAUGUUAGAUAUCAAACAAAUUGAUCAUUUUAUUCAAACAACACAAACGAGAAAAAAUAAUUGA
Messenger RNA from Rotaria sordida, 453 nucleotides. NCBI's taxonomy places the organism in Eukaryota, Metazoa, Rotifera, Eurotatoria, Philodinida, Philodinidae. The record is from the annotation of a GenBank genome assembly.